Chiloscyllium plagiosum (whitespotted bambooshark) is the source of this 3350-nucleotide messenger RNA. RefSeq names its product 1,4-alpha-glucan-branching enzyme. Gene Ontology annotation, biological process: glycogen biosynthetic process. Gene Ontology annotation, molecular function: hydrolase activity, hydrolyzing O-glycosyl compounds; 1,4-alpha-glucan branching enzyme activity; cation binding. Gene Ontology annotation, cellular component: cytoplasm. NCBI's taxonomy places the organism in Eukaryota, Metazoa, Chordata, Chondrichthyes, Orectolobiformes, Hemiscylliidae. The record is from RefSeq and is a predicted model, not a curated record.
CCGCCCCCUCCCCAUCCCCAUCCAGCGGUGAUCGGUGGUUCGGUGUGUGAUUGUUCUCCCUGGCCGGUUCCUUUGCUCUGUCAGCGCCGUGCUGUCCUGUUGCUAAGAUGGCGAUGGCGGCGUUGCCAGCGGAGGCCCAGCUGGACGGGCUGCUGGAGCUGGACCCUUACCUGGAGUCGUACAGCAAGGACCUGCGGCGGAGGUACAAUAAAUUUGUAAGUUUGGCAAGAAGUAUUGAAGAGAAUGAAGGAAGCCUAGAGCAGUUUUCCCGCAGCUAUGAAACCUUUGGUGUCAACCGAUUGGCUGAUGGUGGAAUUUACUGCAAGGAGUGGGCUCCAGGAGCAAAUUCUGUGUCCCUUGUUGGAGAAUUCAAUGGCUGGAACUCUUCUUCACAUUGUUACAAGAUGUUGCCAUUUGGGAAAUGGGAGCUGUACAUCCCACCCAGAGCUGAUGGGUCAUCGCUGAUAGCCCAUGGAUCAAAGCUUAAGGUGGUGAUGGUGUGUAAAACUGGCCAGCAGCUAUAUCGCAUUUCUCCCUGGGCACGCUAUGUGAUACGUGAGCAGAAUUCCUCUACUUACGAGUGGGUGCAUUGGGAUCCACCCCAACAAUAUGAGCGCAAGUAUCCUCAUCCUCCGAGACCAAACAGUGUAAGAAUCUAUGAAGCACAUGUUGGAAUUGCAUCGCCUGAGGGGAAAAUUGCCUCUUAUAAGAACUUCACACACAAUAUGCUGGUCAGAAUUAAGAAGCUAGGUUAUAACUGUAUCCAGCUGAUGGCUGUAAUGGAACAUGCCUACUAUGCCAGUUUUGGUUAUCAAGUUACCAGCUUCUUUGCUGCUUCAAGUCGCUUUGGAACUCCUGAUGAGCUGAAGGAACUGGUUGACACAGCUCACUCAAUGGGACUGUUUGUGCUACUGGAUGUUGUCCACAGCCAUGCAUCGAAAAACACACAGGAUGGUCUCAACUUGUUUGACGGGACUGAUGACUGCUUCUUCCACUCUGGAGCCCGUGGCACUCACUUGCUGUGGGACAGCCGACUUUUUAACUAUUCAAACUGGGAAGUACUGAGAUUCCUGCUAUCUAAUCUGCGCUGGUGGGUGGAAGAGUAUUAUUUUGAUGGCUUUCGAUUUGAUGGAGUGACGUCUAUGUUAUAUCAUCACCAUGGCAUAAGUACGACCUUUUCUGGAAAUUACAGUGAAUAUUUUGGGCUUCAAGUUGAUGAGGACUCUUUAGUCUAUCUCAUGCUGUCAAACUAUAUGCUUCAUAGCUUCUAUCCAGACUUCAUCACUGUAGCAGAGGAUGUGUCAGGAAUGCCCACAUUGUGUCGGCCUAUCAUUGAAGGAGGUGGUGGUUUUGAUUAUCGUUUGGCAAUGGCUAUUCCUGACAAGUGGAUCCAGAUAUUGAAAGAGUUGAAAGAUGAAGACUGGAACAUGGGUAAUAUUAUCUACACAUUAACAAACCGGCGAUAUGGAGAGAAGUGUAUCGCCUAUGCCGAGAGCCAUGACCAGGCCCUUGUUGGAGACAAGACAUUAGCAUUCUGGUUAAUGGACGCUGAGAUGUACACGAACAUGAGUGUUCUGACUCCCUUCACGGUGGUCGUAGACCGUGGCAUACAGUUACACAAAAUGAUCCGACUCAUCACACACGCUUUGGGAGGAGAGGGAUACUUGAAUUUCAUUGGCAAUGAAUUUGGGCACCCUGAAUGGCUGGACUUCCCGAGAAUAGGAAACAAUGAAAGUUACCAUUAUGCCAGACGGCAGUUUGAUCUUCUGGAUAAUCACCUCCUUCGUUACCAGCAGCUGAAUGCUUUCGAUGCAGACAUGAAUAAUUUGGAAGAGAAAUAUGGUUGGCUUGCAGCGCCACCAGCCUACGUGAGUGAGAAACAUGAGGGGAACAAGGUGAUUGCCUUCGAGCGUGCAAAUCUUCUUUUUAUCUUCAACUUCAACCCUGAAAAGAGUUUCCCCGACUACAGAGUGGGAAUAGAUCGACCUGGGAAAUAUAAAAUUGUUCUGGACACUGACUCAACAGACUAUGGUGGUCAUGGUCGAUUAAACCAUAACACAGAGUUCUUCACAGAUGCCCAAAUUCAAAACAAUCGUCCCAACUCUGUGCUGGUGUAUAUUCCCAGCAGGACUGCCAUCAUUCUCGCUAACAUGGACAUUCACAAAUGAAGGCAGGAGAACUCAGCAGGCUGUCCAGAAUGUUGGUGCCAAAAAGGACGAAUCAGAAAAGCUGUUUCACAACUUACCCCCCCCCCCCCCACCCCACCCCACCCCACCCUAAAACCACCAGCAAUGUCAAAGCCCUAGUCAUCAACAACUGGUGAACGUCUGUAAAUUCCAUUUGUUUGUUUAUUGUAAAUUGUGAGUACAAGUGUCAUCCCAUCUCGGCAGUUGAGCUGGAUGUAUAGCUGUCUUUCUCUCUCACUUACUUUGCCUGUGUGUCAACUCUACCCGAUAUUAGUUUACAGAGGUUGAUGGGAUUGCUGCUUGGCUCUCAAGGUAAAUAUUAAAACAGCCCAGCAGUUCUCUUUGAACUAGCUGGAAAGGAGGAGAGAAACUCACUGACACCAGCAUAGGAAUCAUAAACUUCUGUACUGACUUAAGGAAAGAGUGCACCCCACUGACAGGGUGUUAGAAGGAUCUUGAGGAUUACUUUUGCACUUCUUGCAUUAUUGGAAAAUUCAUAUCACUCAUUGAGUCAAACGAGAAUUAUGUAGAGCAAUUCUUGGCCAUCUGCUCCCUGCAAGCUUCUGAAAGGUUUUUCAACAAGCCUCUGUCUGGAAUAAAGGUACUGAAGAUCAGAGCUGAUUGUUUCAGAUUUAUUCACCCCCAGUUAGAGUCCUUCACCCCAGUCGCACGGGAUUUGCCCCCUUUUUCCUUCUGAUUGGUGUGAAGGUGUUGGAAACAUGUCACUGUGUAGUGAACCUUCUUUACUAGCUUUAUGUACCCCUCAAUCCCCACACCUGCCCCAACAUACAUAUACACACUGUCUGAGUCAACUUUUGGCGGUAGAAUUAUACCAAUGGACCAGGCUGAUGAGGGAGAAAUUCUCUCUUCAUAAAGUAUUUUGCCUUUUUAAUUCAUAGAAACUGUUUGAAUAAUGGAGUGUUACAUUGUACAGCAGUAGAGGACAAAAUUCAAAUUAAAAGUAACUGAAUAAACUUUAUCAUUGUACAAGUUUGAAAAGUAGAACAUGGAAUAAAUAAAAUAUGAGAUAUUGCAAUGAGAGGUCGCUUGGAUAUCUGUGUUUGAACCAACUUCUCAAUUCUUCAUUAAAUUCUCGCAAGCACAGAGGCAGAGACUGAUAACUGUACCCAUGUUGCUCCAAUAUUAAACACAUAUCUUGCAGUA